Messenger RNA from Trichomonas vaginalis G3, 696 nucleotides. RefSeq names its product protein of unknown function, DUF4106 family. Lineage: Eukaryota; Parabasalia; Trichomonadida; Trichomonadidae. The coding region runs from base 1 to 696 and encodes 231 amino acids. The transcript has a single exon. The record is from RefSeq and is a predicted model, not a curated record.
AUGGCUGCACAACAACAAGAACUAGAUGAGAAGAACCCAUUCUAUGAGUUAGUUGUCAUUUGUAGUACUUCUGGUCAAUUUGACCAAACCGUCAAUUCGUUCAAAGAUAUUAUAAAGAAGUCUAAGUUAGUAUGUAUAAAAGACUCUGAGUUGUUAGAUUGGAUAAAGAAGUACCAAAGAAGAGUUUUGAAGUACAAUGCUAUAAAUGAGUAUGUCAAUUCGAAGUUUAAAGACCCAAAUGAGGAAAUGCAGAGAAUAUUAGAGAAGAAACACUUCAGAAACAAACAGAAAGAGAUAGAAUACAUUUCGAAGAAAUUGCAAUCUUACGAUUGGAAGACUUACCCUCAUAGAUGUCUUCUUAUCUUAGAUGACUUUGCUUCUCAUCCUUUGUUAAAGAACAGAGAACAAGACAUGUGUCGAAUUCUCAAGAAGCUCAGACACUUUAACAUUUCAGUUGUCAUUUGUGUACAGACAGCCAAGAGUUUAAGUAAGGAUGUAAAGAGAAUACUUACUGAUAUCAUACUUUUCCCUGGAUUGUCCGAAGACGAUUUCAUGGAACUUAUGAAAGAGUCCAUGGCAGGUAAGUUUGACAGACAUGAACUAUGGGAGAAGUACAAAGUCAUACAAGACCCUCAUACUUCUUUCAGAAUUCAUAUCUACGCAAACAAAGUUCAAAUUGUAAAAAGUCAAGCUUGA